This is a messenger RNA of Ectocarpus siliculosus, 477 nucleotides long. Lineage: Eukaryota; Phaeophyceae; Ectocarpales; Ectocarpaceae. The record is from the annotation of a GenBank genome assembly.
AUGUCGGUGAUAGUUUACACCCUGGACUCUUCCACCGAUGGAGAUGAAGAAUUUGUCGCUCAGAUAAUUGAGACAGUGACUGGGAGCGCGUAUUACCCCAUGGUGGAAAGUGAGAUUUACCUCCAGCCAACACCCUUGGCAACAGCCGUCAAGAUCGAAGCAGACCUUCCCGCCGGAGAUUGGUUCAGCAUUCUCGAGACUUACAUCUACGUGACGCUCGAGGACGAUGAAGUGUCAAGCUCAGGCAGCUCGAUCUCGGGUUCACUCAUCUCGGUACUCGUGUUUGCGUUAAUCUUCUGCUGCUGCGGGUGCUUCCUGUACGCCAAAUUUUGCGACGGUUGGCAUGGUGCUUCGGCGAGUGCGUCCGCCAGUUCGAGCGCGAGCGCUACUGCGAUAAGCAACGUUAAUGUUGCGAUGCCUCAGAUGUCAUAUGGCCAACAGAUGUCAUACGGCCAACAGAUGUCAAACGGCCAAUAG